AAAAAUCCUGCUUUGGUCGAAUCGAUAGUGUCGUUCUCCCCGGCUCUUCUACGCCGGAGUUGCCAGGGGGCCGCCAUCUUCUACCACCGUUGGCUAUCCUCUGACUCCAGGUCACCGCCGCUGACUCCCUCCUCUGCCGUCGCUGCCACUACAGUUCGUCCUUCGCUGUCGCCGCCUAGCGACGACGCAGAGCUGCGGCGUUCCACGAUGAUGCAUUGCCGUUUAAGGGAUUGUUGAGCAUCUAACGAGCCGGACGCGAGCUGUCUGGGCUAGGACGAGGGGAUCCCGAACCCUAUUUGAUCGAACUGAUCUCUGUUCCGCGCUUUGUUCGAUUGGGCUGAGGUUCGACCAGAGUUUUGAUCGUUAGGGCUCGGUUAUCUCCGUGGAGUUCGAUCAUGUCGACUCUGGAAAUCGAAGCGCCGGAUGUAAUCAAAAUUGUUCUACAAUUCUGCAAAGAAAAUUCAUUACACCAAACCUUCCAGACAUUGCAGAGUGAGUGCCAAGUUUCAUUAAACACGGUAGACAGCCUUGAAACAUUUGUUGCUGAUAUUAAUAGUGGAAGAUGGGAUGCAAUUUUGCCACAAGUGGCACAGCUUAAACUUCCAAGAAAGAACCUGGAGGACCUCUAUGAACAGAUUGUGUUAGAAAUGAUUGAGCUUCGGGAGUUGGACACUGCUCGUGCUAUUCUUAGACAAACUCAGGUUAUGGGAAUAAUGAAGCAAGAGCAACCUGAGAGAUACUUACGUCUUGAGCAUCUCUUAGUCCGGACGUAUUUUGACCCCAAUGAGGCAUAUCAAGAGUCAACUAAGGAGAAGCGCCGUGCACAAAUUGCUCAAGCUCUUGCUGCUGAAGUAUCUGUUGUACCACCAUCUCGAUUGAUGGCAUUGAUCGGUCAGGCUCUGAAGUGGCAGCAACAUCAAGGAUUGUUGCCACCAGGCACUCAAUUUGACUUGUUCCGAGGAACAGCUGCAAUGAAGCAAGAUGAAGAUGAUAUAUAUCCGACAACCCUUGCGCACCCAAUUAAGUUUGGAAAGAAAAGUCAUCCGGAAUGUGCUCGAUUUUCGCCUGAUGGUCAGUACCUAGUUUCAUGCUCGGUUGAUGGAUUUAUUGAGGUUUGGGAUUAUAUUAGUGGGAAGCUUAAGAAGGAUCUGCAGUAUCAGGCUGAUGAUGCUUUUAUGAUGCAUGAUGAUGCUGUGCUUUGUGUUGAUUUUAGUCGGGAUUCAGAAAUGCUGGCAUCUGGAUCACAGGAUGGAAAAAUUAAGGUUUGGCGUAUUAGAACGGGUCAAUGCUUGCGUCGCCUUGAGCGAGCACAUUCUCAAGGUGUAACAAGUAUUGUGUUUUCUCGUGAUGGCAGCCAGCUUUUGAGUGCAUCCUUUGACAAUACAGCAAGAAUCCACGGCCUUAAAUCUGGGAAGUUAUUAAAAGAAUUCAGAGGUCACACUUCUUAUGUAAAUGAUGCAAUUUUCUCAAAUGAUGGCAGCCGUGUUAUUACAGCUUCCAGUGAUUGUACCGUGAAGGUGUGGGAUGUGAAGAGCACAGAUUGUCUACAGACCUUCAAGCCACCACCUCCACUAAGAGGAGGUGAUGCAUCUGUGAACUCUGUUCAUUUGUUCCCCAAAAAUGCUGAGCAUAUUAUAGUUUGCAAUAAGACAUCUUCAGUAUACUUGAUGACUCUUCAAGGACAGGUUGUAAAAAGCUUCUCCUCUGGGAAGAGAGAAGGGGGAGAUUUUGUUGCUGCCUGUGUUUCCCCAAAAGGAGAAUGGAUCUACUGUGUUGGUGAAGACAUGAAUAUGUAUUGUUUUAGCCACCAGUCUGGUAAGCUGGAACACCUAAUGAAGGUUCAUGACAAAGAAGUGAUUGGUGUAACCCAUCACCCUCACAGAAAUUUGGUUGUCACAUAUGGUGAAGAUUGUGCAAUGAAGAUAUGGAAACCUUGAUUCCUGCAGUCUUAUGUUCAUUCUCUCUAUUCGAAGCUUGUGUUCUUGUUGUUGAUCAAAAUCUUGUGGUCUUCUUUGAGAGGACUUUGUAGAAUUUAUGAGCUGUAAGAUCCUUCUCAGUUGUCAUAAUCAGUAGCAUCCAGAAUCCUGUUGGAGAUUGUAGGCAAGUCCCAGGGUCCUAAAAUCCUGCACUUGAGGAUGGAAAGCAGAAGACACAACAAUGGAACAAUAUUUUUUGGUUGCUCACA
Messenger RNA from Musa acuminata subsp. malaccensis (wild Malaysian banana), 2185 nucleotides. Its product is annotated as suppressor of mec-8 and unc-52 protein homolog 1. Gene Ontology annotation, molecular function: protein binding. NCBI's taxonomy places the organism in Eukaryota, Viridiplantae, Streptophyta, Magnoliopsida, Zingiberales, Musaceae. Gene Ontology annotation, biological process: mRNA splicing, via spliceosome. Gene Ontology annotation, cellular component: precatalytic spliceosome. The record is from RefSeq and is a predicted model, not a curated record.